Pseudopipra pipra is the source of this 15244-nucleotide messenger RNA. It is a transcript of the gene ROCK2, whose product is annotated as Rho associated coiled-coil containing protein kinase 2. The record is from RefSeq and is a predicted model, not a curated record. Lineage: Eukaryota; Metazoa; Chordata; Aves; Passeriformes; Pipridae. Gene Ontology annotation, molecular function: ATP binding; small GTPase binding; Rho-dependent protein serine/threonine kinase activity. The transcript has 35 exons. Gene Ontology annotation, biological process: actomyosin structure organization; smooth muscle contraction; mitotic cytokinesis. Gene Ontology annotation, cellular component: cytoskeleton; cytoplasm; centrosome. The coding region runs from base 462 to 4961 and encodes 1499 amino acids.
AGGGACGGAGCCGGAGCGGCGAGGCUGGCGGGGAUCGCGGCUCCCGCCCGGGCAGCCAGCGAGCGCUGCAGAGGGACCCGCGCUCCGAACCCGACUCCGCGGCGGCCGCUCCCCCUUCCCCGCCCGCCUCCCUCCGCCCGCAGCGAUGUCCCGGCGGAGCGGGCACUGAGCCGGCGGCCGCCGAGGGACGCCCCGAGCGGGGAGAGGCGGGGGCACGGCGGGAAGCGCUCCGUCCCUCCCUCCCUCCCUCCCUCUCAGUUCUCCCCUCCCCUCUCCCCGCGCCCGGGCGGAGCAGCGGCCGUUUCCCCGCGCCCUUCAUGCCCGGGCGGCGGCCACCGGCGGCGCUGCCCUCCGCUCCCGCCUCGCCGCCCCCGCCCUUCCCCGGGAUCGCCGCCGCGCUAGGCCCGCCCGGCGGCCCCGCGCAGUGCCCUCCGCGGGCCCGGCACUAGGCGGGCCGGAGGAUGAGCCAGCAGCCGGCGGGGAAGAUGUCGGCGGCUCCCCUGGCGGCCGAAGCGCCGGAGCCGGCGGCGGGGAUGCUCGAGGGCCGCCAGAGGAAGCUGGAGUCCAUGAUCCGCGACCCGCGCUCCCCGGUCAACGUGGAGAGCCUUCUGGACGGCUUGAAUUCUUUGGUCCUUGAUCUGGAUUAUCCAGCGCUGAGGAAGAACAAGAACAUUGAUAAUUUCUUAAAUAGAUAUGAGAAGAUUGUGGAAAAAAUCCGAGCUUUACAAAUGAAAGCUGAAGACUAUGAUGUUGUAAAGGUGAUUGGAAGAGGGGCUUUUGGAGAAGUGCAGCUGGUUCGCCAUAAAAUGACACAGAAAGUUUAUGCAAUGAAGCUACUUAGUAAAUUUGAAAUGAUCAAGAGAUCAGAUUCAGCCUUUUUCUGGGAAGAAAGAGAUAUCAUGGCCUUCGCCAACAGUCCGUGGGUGGUUCAGCUAUUUUGUGCCUUUCAAGAUGACAAGUACUUGUACAUGGUAAUGGAAUACAUGCCAGGUGGAGAUCUCGUAAACCUUAUGAGCAAUUACGAUGUGCCUGAGAAAUGGGCCAAGUUCUACACAGCCGAAGUUGUUCUUGCUCUUGAUGCAAUUCACUCCAUGGGCUUGAUACACAGAGAUGUGAAGCCUGACAAUAUGCUUUUAGAUAAACAUGGGCAUCUGAAGCUGGCAGAUUUUGGCACUUGUAUGAAAAUGGAUGAAACAGGAAUGGUGCGCUGCGACACGGCCGUGGGAACCCCCGACUACAUAUCGCCCGAAGUUCUGAAGUCGCAGGGGGGUGAUGGUUACUAUGGACGGGAAUGUGACUGGUGGUCUGUAGGGGUGUUCCUUUUUGAGAUGUUAGUUGGCGAUACUCCUUUUUAUGCAGACUCACUAGUAGGAACAUACAGUAAAAUUAUGGAUCAUAAGAACUCAUUACAUUUCCCGGAUGACGUGGAAAUCUCUAAGCAUGCGAAGAACCUUAUCUGUGCCUUUUUAACUGAUAGGGAUGUUCGACUUGGGAGAAAUGGGGUAGAAGAAAUAAAGCAUCACCCUUUCUUCAAAAGCGAUCAGUGGAACUGGGACAACAUUCGAGAGACUGCUGCUCCUGUUGUUCCUGAGCUCAGCAGUGAUAUAGAUAGCAGUAAUUUUGAUGACAUUGAGGACGACAAGGGAGACGUGGAAACCUUUCCAAUCCCCAAAGCCUUCGUGGGAAACCAGCUGCCUUUCAUAGGAUUUACCUACUAUAGAGACAAUUUGUUGCUAAGUGACUCCUCUCAGUCUUGCAGAGAAAAUGAAUCUGUGCAAUCUAGUAAAAAUGAGAAAAGACUAUCCCAAAAAAUCUGCUGCAGUGGACAGUCUCUGGCUACAGAGAACAGCAAAGGGCCGUUUCAGAAAAAACUAAGCAAGCUAGAAGAACAGCUCAGUAAUGAAUUGCAAGCCAAAGAUGAACUAGAACAGAAGUACAGGUCUACAAGUACUCGUUUAGAGAAGAUACUGAAAGAGCUUGAUGAAGAGAUAACUUCAAGGAAGAAUGUAGAGUCUGCAGUCAGGCAGUUAGAGAGAGAGAAGGCUCUUCUUCAGCAUAAGAAUACAGAAUACCAGAGAAAAGCAGAACAUGAAGCAGAUAAGAAACGCAAUUUGGAAAAUGAGGUUAACAGUUUGAAAGACCAGCUUGAAGAUUUAAAAAAGAGGAAUCAGAACUCUCAAAUAUCUAAUGAGAAAAUCAAUCAACUACAAAGACAGUUGGAUGAAGCCAAUUCUUUGCUGCGGUCAGAGUCUGAUACUGCAGCCAGGUUAAGGAAGAACCAGACAGAAAGCACAAAGCAAAUCCAGCAGCUGGAAACUAAUAAUAGAGAACUACAAGAUAAGAACUGCCUGCUAGAGAAUGCGAAACUCAAACUGGAGAAGGAGUAUCUCAAUCUUCAGUCAGCUCUAGAAUCAGAAAGGAGAGAUCGAAGUCAUGGAUCAGAGAUUAUCAGUGAUUUACAAGGUCGAAUAUCUAGCCUUGAAGAAGAAGUGAAAAGUGGAAAGAGUGCAUUAGCCAAACUGGAAAUGGAGAAAAGACAAUUGCAGGAAAAGCUCACAGAUUUAGAAAAGGAAAAGAGCAACAUGGAAAUAGAUAUGACAUAUAAAUUUAAAGUUAUGCAGCAGAACCUUGAGCAAGAAGAAGCUGAACAUAAAGCCACAAAAGCACGAUUAGCAGACAAAAACAAGAUCUAUGAAUCUAUAGAGGAAGCAAAAUCUGAAGCCAUGAAAGAAAUGGAGAAGAAACUUUUGGAAGAGAGAGCUUUAAAGCAAAAAGUAGAAAAUCGGUUGUUGGAAGCUGAAAAGCAGCGCUCCAUGUUGGACUGUGAUCUCAAACAAUCACAACAGAAAAUCAAUGAGCUCCUUAUGCAAAAGGAUAUACUAAAUGAAGAUGUAAAAAACUUGACAUUAAAAAUAGAGCAAGAAACACAAAAGCGCUGUCUCACUCAAAAUGACCUCAAGAUGCAAACGCAGCAGGUCAACACCUUGAAAAUGUCAGAGAAGCAGUUAAAACAGGAGAAUAACCAUCUUCAGGAAAUCAAAUUAAGUCUGGAAAAACAAAACAAUGAACUCCGCAAGGAACGUCAAGAUGCAGAUGGACAAAUGAAAGAGCUUCAAGACCAACUCGAAGCUGAACAGUAUUUCUCGACUUUGUAUAAGACGCAAGUUCGAGAACUUAAAGAAGAAUGUGAGGAAAAGACCAAAAUUUGUAAAGAAAUGCAGCAAAAGAUACAAGAGUUACAGGAUGAGAGAGAUUCCUUGGCUGCUCAACUAGAGAUUACUUUGACAAAAGCAGAUUCAGAACAACUUGCCCGUUCCAUUGCUGAAGAGCAGUACUCUGAUUUGGAAAAAGAGAAGAUUAUGAAAGAGCUGGAGAUUAAAGAGAUGAUGGCAAGGCAUAAACAGGAACUUACUGAGAAAGAUGCCACCAUAGCUUCGUUGGAGGAAGCAAAUAGGACACUAACCAGUGAUGUGGCUAAUCUUGCUAAUGAGAAAGAAGAACUAAACAAUAAACUGAAGGAAGUACAAGAACAAAUUACAAAACUAAAAGAAGAAGAAGCAAAUAUAGGAAAUAUUAAAGCACAAUUUGAGAAACAGUUGUUGACUGAAAGAACAUUAAAAACCCAGGCUGUGAAUAAAUUGGCUGAGAUCAUGAAUCGGAAGGGUCCAGUCAAACGUGGAUCUGACACUGAUGUACGGCGGAAGGAAAAGGAAAAUAGGAAGCUGCAUAUGGAACUGAAGUCUGAACGAGAAAAGUUAACCCAAAUGAUGAUCAAAUAUCAGAAGGAAAUAAAUGAAAUGCAGGCACAAAUUGCAGAAGAGAGUCAGAUCCGAAUUGAACUGCAGAUGACUCUGGACAGCAAGGACAGCGACAUUGAACAGCUUCGUUCCCAGCUGCAGUCCCUGCACAUUGGGCUGGACAACAGCAGCAUUGGCAGCGGGCCUGGAGAUGCUGAGGCAGAUGAUGGAUUCCCUGUCCGUAUCACUCAAUCCCACACUAUGGAAUCCAUGUCCUUUACCUAUCAGCACUCUUCCACCUCUGUCAGUAUUGCCACUAAGCCUUCCAGUUCUCGCAUGCUUCUUGAUUCUGAUUCUGACUCAGAGGAAGAACCUUUGUCUUGUUCACACAGUCCUACAGAAGUUGAUAGCACAGAAUCAAGAUUGGAAGGCUGGCUAUCACUGCCUGUUAGAAAUAACACUAAAAAAUUUGGAUGGGUUAAAAAGUAUGUAAUUGUAAGCAGUAAGAAGAUCCUGUUCUAUGACAGCGAACAAGAUAAAGAACAAUCUAAUCCCUAUAUGGUAUUGGAUAUAGACAAACUCUUCCAUGUCCGACCAGUCACUCAGACUGAUGUGUACAGAGCAGAUUCCAAGGAGAUUCCAAGGAUAUUCCAGAUUCUAUAUGCUAAUGAAGGAGAGAGCAAAAAGGAACAGGAAUUUCCUGUGGAACCCAUGGGAGAGAAGUCAAAUUACAUUUGUCACAAAGGACAUGAGUUUAUACCCACUCUUUACCACUUUCCAACCAAUUGUGAAGCUUGUAUGAAGCCACUGUGGCAUAUGUUUAAACCUCCUCCUGCUCUGGAAUGUCGCCGCUGCCACAUCAAAUGUCACAAAGAUCACAUGGAUAAAAAAGAAGAGAUUAUAGCGCCUUGCAAAGUGUACUAUGAUAUUUCUACGGCAAAGAAUCUACUACUGUUAGCUAAUUCUACGGAAGAACAGCAAAAAUGGGUGAGCCGACUGGUGAAAAAAAUACCCAAGAAGCCUCCAGCACCAGACCCCUUUGCUCGAUCUUCUCCCAGAACUUCCAUGAAGGUACAGCCAAACCAGUCCAUCAGACGACCAAGUCGACAGCUUCCUCCAAACAAACCAAGAUUACUUGAUCUGGCAUUUAAGGACUGGGAUUGGUCAUUUGAUGAUGUUGAUGAUAUUGAUGGUGAUGAUGAUGACGAUGUUUUUGAUUUCUGAAGAAGUAUAAGGGCUAACUGCUUUCUGUGAAUGCAGACACAGUUCAAGGUGAUAAUUUUCUUCCCAUUACAGCAAGACUGAAACAUAUCCCAAAAUAUAUUAAAAAUAUAUAUUUUCCUGAGAGAUUGUGCUAUAUAUAUCAGAGGUUUACAUUUUUGCUGCAAUAUAAAUUACUAAUCUCUGAGGGUUUUCCUGUAUUCUCCCAAGUGACUGAUCAAUUGAGGAAUGGUUGGCAAAUAGUAAAAGGAUAUGUUAGGUAACCUUUUAAACUCUGUUCCACAAAAGCAAGACACAUACACUACAUUUCAUUAAAGGAUCGAGAGGAAUGAAUAUUAAAAUGGAAGAAACUGACUUCUCAGCUUUUGUAAAGAUGCCACCAGCACGUCUGCAAGUAGAACCGGAGGAAGAUCCACCAUAGUGAUAUAGACUGCAUCUGUAAGAAGUGACCAUUAUACUGUGUAUAUAUAUUGUACUGUAAUACUGCAAGAGGGUUUUAAAAAUCUUUCCACUUUAUUUUUUUAUGCUUAUUAAUCAGAUACCGUUACUUAUUGCAGUUGCAACUAUGCACUUGUAUAAAGCCAUACUGUUGAAGUUUAUAUCAUUCAUACACGUCUAUCAGAAGCUGCAUGUCAGUGUUCAGCAGCUAGUAUAGGUUUGAAGUAUGUACUAAUUUCAGCUAUACGUCAUCAUGGGCAGUCCUGUUUUACCUGUCUAAUUGCCUUAAUUUAAACUUUUUUCAAUUUUUUUUUGCCCAUUCUUUCUAUUUAAGGAAAAAGAAAGUUUACCGGCUCUUAGAAUGCAAUUUUGCUUUGUGGCAGAAAAAAUAGUGCACUAUUUUUACACCUAGUAAGUAUAUCAAUGUCAGCCUAUUUUGAAUGUAUAUUGACUGGUUUUAAGGGUGGAGAAGUGUUGGUUACAGAAGCAAUGUCGGAGAGCAUUGGAAUUACCAGACCAUUUGCUUGUACAUGUAACUGCUCAUCCAGCCCUUUUUACGAACCUCAAUACUAGUUAUUGACUUAUAUUAACCCUCAUUAAGUGCUAUGAAACUUCAUUUUGCCUUGUUUUUGCAUACUCUCCUAGAUGUGUUUUUUUUUUUAUUUCUGGAAAGAAAAAGAAUCUGUGACUAUUUUUACAUUUCACAACACAAUAACCAAGGACUGUCACAAACUUUAAGAAAAGUAAAACAUACUGUAGAUGUAUUUUAAAGUUUUAAUCUGGUUCUCUAGCACAUAGCUGUAGGCAUAGAUAAAUAUUUCAGUAGUGUGUUUUGAGAACUGAUAGCUGGGAAGAAAGGGCCUCAGAGGCACUUAAUCUGACUUCUUUUUUUUAACUUGGAGUUGUACAAAAAAUAUAAUUUAUGUGGGCUCAUUCAUGAUGUGUUCAUAAUUAUCCCAGAAAAUGCAUGUUUUAUACAACUACAGUAUGCGAUGUUAAACAUAUUGACAGUAAAAAAUAUAGUCUCCUAUUUGGUCUCUUUAUAUAUAUAUAAAUAUAUAUAUAUAUUUAAAAUAUAUAUAUAUAUAUAAAAUAUUGUGUGGGAGUGCAGUAAUUUAAAAUAUGAUCUAACACUUCAAUGAAGGAGGACAUUUCACUUUAAAUUUGUUUUUGUUUUUGUUUUUUAAAGAGUGUUGAAAUGUUUGGAAGGAUAGGACCAUGAUUUAUUUAACACUAUCAUGAAAAGUGAACUUGGAAACACUGAAAUACUGAAAAUUAAAAAAUAUAUUUACAUUUUGUAACCUCUACUACAGUUCAGCUUAACAGAGCCAGAAUGUAUUCAGUCUUCUAUUUAUGCACUCACAAAGUAAAAUGUUGUUUGUGAGUUCUUAAAAUCGAAGCUAAAACUUUCAUAUCAUUUUUUAUUAGGUAUUCUAACCCAGCGCACAGCUACAGUGUUUUUCCCUGCUUGUUUUGAUUUACAGAAGUACGGUAUAUUUUUAGGUAAUGCAGAUAUGCAUAGAGAACAACAUUAAAAAUGUAUACAGUAAAACUGUUUCCGUUCACUGAAUGCAUAAAUAUUUUAUAUAUAUAUAUAAAAAAAUGUUACAUUGUGGGAAGUUCUAUCCUUUUCUGAAUUGGAGAAUAUUAUAUAUAUAUUUUUAAAUAAACUAUUUGAGUAAGGUAAAAUAGUUCCUGAACUUGAGAAGCUGGUAAUUAAUUGAAUUUAAUUAUAGAGGCAACUACUGCGGCAGACAUGGGAAAGGCAAGGACAAAGCCUGUGUGAGGAGGGAACACAGACUCCAGGGGAGCUGUUUGGCAGCUGCUCCACUGCUGGGGCUGGAUCCGUUGCACUUUUCUCUCCCUGGCCUGCCCUCAUUUACUGUUAAUCCCUGGGGCCCUGUUAAGCCUGACAUUUCAGGAAAUGUACUAUAUUAUAGUAUUUACUGGCCCCAGUUUAUACGUUCUGUGCAUUUAUACAUUACAGCAGGCUGUAUGGAGAUGGUGUCAUAGAGCAAUACAGGCUGAGAGAGAGCACUGGAGGUCCUGUGCUCUGACCUCUACCUCAGAGCAGGGCUAACUUAGCACCGGUUCCUCAAGGCCAGUGGUAUGAUGUGUAUGAACGUUGAUUUGUACACAGGACACAAAAGGCAAAGCUGCUCUUCUGUUCUUCUCACUUGUCCUGCUGUGAAACGCAAAGAACUCUUAAAUGCCAGUUCCUGGAGAUUGUGUUGUUUCCUUAUUGUCCAGUGGUGACCUUUUAACAUUUUUGAGAGAAGGGUAUAUUCAUGAACUAAAGAAUAUUUGUCUUGAAAGCCACAGAUGUUUAAACACUUUCAUUUUGUAACAGGGUUGUCCCAGCAAACAGGACAUUUUUAUGGCCUGAAUGAUUUAUCUAUAGAAAAUUCUCUCACUGCAAGUCCUUUUGUUUCACAAGAGUAAACAAGUAGCAUAGCCAAGCUGCAGAUUAACCUUCUGGAAAAAUCAGGGAUCAAACUUGGAUCCAGAAGCUUCGGACAGUUGUAGGGAAGUUGCUCUUUAGUUCCCAAUCCAAAAGCUCACCAGCAGAGAAGCUGGACAGGAAGACCCCGUUGGAGUUACCGUGUCAGUUGUCAGAAAGACCUUUCUGCAAGGAGAUUUCCAGUUCUGUCCUAGUUGUGUGCUGCAAUUCCCUACUUCUAGUGUUUCCUGCCAAAGCGCAGCCCCUCCCAGCACUACCAGCAAUCCAGCACCACGUCUGCUUUUACUAGAGGAAAACUGUGGUUCUUGUGCUUGAGCAUGGUUGAUGCUGUAACCAAAAUGUGACACAGAAUCACAUACCAUGUAGGACUUGGAAACAUGCAAGAGGCCCAUGGAUCUCAGCAGUCGGUGACAGGGGCCACAUUAAAAACAUCACUGAAAUUCCACUGCAAGUGUCCAGAUCUCUUACUACCUCUUGAUGGCACUGAACCUAUUACAUUUUGACAGACAUUCAGUGGCUCUCUGAAGGCACCAAGGCCAGGAAAGCUGCCAGUGAAAUUGAAUGCUUUUUCUCUUUAGUUUCUCAGGCAAUGUCAAGUGAUCAUGAGAAAUUUGAGCAUUUGUGUUUGUAAUCUUAUAAUCUAUUAGUUUCCCAUCUAGCUUUGAGAGGAUCAUCCUUGGAAGAGGAUUUAUAUAUUUUGGUCUCAAGUGCCUUUACCCAUCCUAUGCUUGUGAGGUGAUAUUUGGGAUGCUGCUGUGAAAAGGGGGAAUGUAUAUGAAAACAAACUUCUUACCUUCAUUGCUCUUACAAACUCUUAAUGUCUCCUAAUUCUGUUUCUGAGGCAGGUGAACAUAACAGUACAUAGUCCACUUCAGUGAACUUAAGUAUUUUAGUCUCUUUCACAUUCCUGGAUAGUUUCCCUCAGCAUUGAUGUUAAAAUAAGGAUUAAUUUAUUUUAUCAUAGAAUCAGAGACUAUCUCAAGUUGAAAGGGACCCAUAAGGAUCAUGGAGUCCAACUUCCUGCUCUUCAUAGGACAACCUAAAACUAAAUCAUAUGACCAACAGCAUCAUCCAGACACUCCUUGAACUUUGACAGGCUUGGUGCCUUUUCAGUGCAUUACAGUUUUUUAUGGACUGUCAUCUCUGCACAUAGUACACUUUAAACUGAAAACAUUAUUUGUUAUUUUUAAGAUUAGCUUCUGAACCACUUAGGGUUUUAUCAGCAUCCCAAGGAUCAUGUGGUUUUUCCUACUGCUUAGAAGUAUCCUCCAUAAGAGUGGGAAGGAGUCUUCUUUUGGAUCUCUGUAAAAGAUGUUGAUGGAGUGGUUCUGAAACUAGUUUGUGUUCUUGGUUGAAGUUGCCUAUCAAGUGGACAGGAAUACACUCAGACAUUCUCAUCUGAGAAAUGAGAUGAGUCUAUUGAGAUGUAUGUGGCUGAAAAGAGCACUGUGGCUUAACACAUCGAGCCUAAUUGUCCCCAGAAACUACUGUAGUGAAUGGAAAAUCUCACUGUAAAACCACAGCUCCAAGAAGUGGGGAUGCAGAGGAACUGUAAUUUAUUGGCACAGGGAUGCUGAUUACCAGGCCUUAUGAGUGAAGAUUGGCGUUGGGAGUCUUUGCCUCUUUGUAGGAAGGAAGCGUUGUUUUAUAAAGGUAAGAAAGACACGUUACUGCUUGCUAAUGGAAGGGUGAAGCCUUGGAUUUGACUGCAGCUGGUUUUGCUCCAAUAAUCUUAAGAGAAGCUCCAGGAUAAAAGUGAUCUCUCAAAAGGAAAGUCACAGUGAAAGGUAGCAAAAUUCAAAGUUAUAAAUGUAUGUAGUCCCGCAUACUUCAAAGAAAUCUGGAAACACAACGUCGCUCUGAAAUGAAAGGGCAGAGAGAACAGUAAUUUCAUUUGUUGAAGGAGCUACAUAGAAAUGCUUUCACAGACAAGACAACCACAUGUGAUGCUUUGGUCUAUUGCCCCAUUUUGAGGUCGAGGCCUUCGUUGUUCAAAGAUGUGAGCCUGUUUGUAUGUGUACUCUUACACUGUGUACCAGUGGGCCUCGUAGGUCAUCUAGUUCUUGUCAUUGCUCUUUGGGGUGUUUUUUGCCUAGGAUAUUGUUGCAGCACUGGAUAAGCAUGGCCACCCAAUAAGAAGUACAUCAGGCUUGUGAGAUCACUGCCAAUCCUCUUCCUUUGGGUCACCAGCUUCAGGCACUGAAUUGCCUUGGAUAUGUGCUACUUUUUAUUAACAAGUGAACUGGUGGAAAUGUUUUUUGGAAGUAUCUGAGAUAUUAAAUAACUUUUUUGAGGCUGAAGGAGCCAGGAGUCCCACUGUCUGAGCCCUCUUUCAUAUCUGCUUGCCCUGGUGGUGUCUCUUGCCUCAGCUGUGUUCCACUUUCCAAUAGACCUUCAAAGCAGAUCUUGCACAUGGGUGCAGGUCUGGCUGCAGCUUCAGGACUUGCAUUUAUUUGCCGGAUCCCAUGGCCUCAUGUGUCUGAGUGAUGUCCAGCAUAUUAUGUCCUGGAGGCCAACAGAUUCAAUAGGAUCUGUGUAGCCAUUACCUCCCUCUGCAGUGAUGGAAGGACUAGAUAAAUACAAUAAGGAGGCUCCCCUGCAUGUUUCGAUCCUGUUCAGAGAUACAGCAAUGGGAGUUGUAUUACUGGAAGGUGGGCAAACAUGCAAGCUUAAAAAAAAAACAAAGCUGAGAGAGGAAAGUAUCCUUGAGCUCAGAGUCCAUGAGGACUGAAAGUUGUGCUUCACAAGAUAAGUCGCUCUCUUGAAAGUCAGACCACUGGAAUCUGUAUUUAGUCAGUUGCUCAAAGGUGAAAGAAUUUCUUUACAGUAAUUGGGUACUUAAAAUAUGCUUUACACGAGCUCAAUUUGUGCUUCGUUAGUCAUGAUUUACAUGACAGAGAGGACGCUGAGGCAUAGGAUGUGUAUUCUUCCAUUUAUGAUUUUCAUAUAAUAUGAGUCAGGUCAGCAUCUUGGUAUUGCUGGCCAGAGCCUCCAAAUUCCAAAGGAGAAUUCUUGUACAUUGCAGAGCAGGCAUAUGCACCGAUGACUUGCAAUUACAAUAGGGUGGUAAGUAGAAUUGACUUUCAGCAUGGAGCCAUGUUACUAUUCAGUUUAAAUCAGAAUUAUCAUUAGCUAACUUCUCUUGUCACAUUUUAGGCUGGUGCAGGUUCUGUUCUUUACAUCAGUUUCCAGAAUAUUUGACAGAUAAAACAAGAUGUCUGUCCACUUAAUGUUCCCUCCCUGUGAGUCGGUGAUACCACAUAAUGCACAGAAGUACUUUUUUUAGGCUACUGACAAUUUAAGACAGUUACAAGCUGAAAUAAUGAAACAAAACAGGGUGUUAACAAAAUUUUGACAAGUAUUUAAAUUGUCUUUCAGGUAUCCCCAGUUAAAUUUCAUCAAAAGUAUAAUUUAAAAAGCCUCUUAUUUUACCCCUGGUCCAAAGACUGGGUUAUUUUUCAAGACAGAGAUGGUGUUUGCCCCAUCUUCCAGUGUAGAAUGGAAUAGUUGACAUCAUUAACUUGAAAAUAUCUGUAUGUCUAUCUUGCCAUCAGGCAGGAAACACCUGAGGUCCAUCGGGACUCAGGUCUCUGAGACUGCCAAGGUCUUGCAAUUGGAUCCAUCUCAAGUGAUGAGCUGUCACGUUCUUAGGUGAUGUUUAUUGUGGUUCCCAGACACCUGUUUGACCUCAACAGCUAUCUCUGAGAACUCUGAAGCAUCCUGGAGAACUCUGGCUCAAAAUCAAGCGAAUUAAAAUUCAGUACAAAUCAAGAACUUAAUAACAUCUUAAGAUUUUUUUUCAGCUUUCUCACCUUCCAAACUGAGACAUCCUCAGAGCAUUAUUAUUGAUGAAGGCAACAUUUUAUGUUCUGCUUAAUACAUAAAUAUGAAUUCCAAGUAUUGAAGAAUUUGGAGGGGAGUGGAACAAACCAGCCUGAAGAGAAUUUGGAGGGGAGUAAUUAUUAUUUAUCAUCGGAGAAAAUACAUGGCUGGCAAACUACCUCUUUUGAGUUGAUCUCCACAUCUGUGUAGCUUUUCAUUUAUAACAGUUCCUCCUGUGGGCUCUCAGGGGUUAAUUCCUCCCCUCCCUUCUGCCUUACAAAUGUCCCUAAAUAGAUAACGAUUGUUUGGUGGAGGAUACCUCAUUUAAAGAAGUGAAUGAAGCCAUUCUGCAAGUUUUAAGCUGGUUGGGACUGUUCAGCUAAUUGUGAAUUACUUCCUCCAGACAGUCAAACUGCACUAAAAUCCACCUUUGGAGCUGCAGUGGUUGUGAGCAUUGCUGCCUCCCUGCCCUACUCCUUUCUCUCCUCUUUUAAUAGAUUAGAUUAGCAGAGCCAGGAUAGGGAGCAGCUACGUGCACAGCAUAGGCCAGUGAGAGAGGCUUGGGGGUCAGGCAGGGACAGGGACUCCUGAGCAGUCCAAGCAACAGCAUCCUUUGCUGGAUUAGAGUAGCACAAAGAAACACAUCUUUGUGCACAGUUUUACUCUGCACAAAAUGCCCUGUGUUAGAAAGGCCCAGAGGGUGGGGGAGAGGAUGGUUUUGCACAUGUGUUUGAUGUUCCUGUUCACUGAGGACAGUUCGGUGCAUCUUACACUGUUCACAUCCUCACUUUCAGGCACGCAGCCUGCUGCCUCAAGUCACAUCCUCAUUCCUUCCUCUGGAUAGUAAAUCUGGUAAAUGUUUUCUCUCAUACAGUUAAAGUGAGCUUGUAGCUUACCUGUUGCCAAAUGCCCAGUCACAGUUCAUCAUAUCCACAGCUGGAGAUAUUUGGAGUUGUUCAGUGGACUGUACUGGAAUUCAGAGCUUGUCUUUUCACAGGCAAGGAAACAAACUUUUUGAAAGCCUUGGCAAGGCCCUGGUUUUGUCAGCCAGGACAGGACAGGCUGUGUUACCUUGUGAGCGUGUUGUGAACUGGUGCAAUUAGACACGGAGUGUGUAAUUCCACACUCACGCAGCAUCUGUGAAUGGAGCUUUAUUACUUCCAGUCCCAUGAAUAAAAGUGGCUUACUGGCUUACACCCACUGCAAUAAAUCCAAGCAGCUUUCCCUGCCUGCCUUUGGCUCACUGCUGCAUUAGGCAGCAACCAACUUGUGUCCACCUGAUACUGAUGAAUGACAAGUUUAACAAGAUUUAUCCUCCUUGUGUAUCUUGUCUAAAGCUGCUGCCUUUAAUCCAGCCACUGAGAAGAUUAUACUUUACAUGCUGGAAAACACAAGGUCAGCGCUUUCAUGGGGCUUGCCCAGAACUGGAAUGUAUGUCUGCUUACAAAAGUGAAGGAAAUUACUCUCUGGGAGGAAAAAAAGUGUAAAACUAUUAACUGCUACUGUCUGAUUUGUUCCAUAUCUCUUGCAGCUUGAAUGAGAACUCAUGGUCCAGCUUUCCAAGUCCACAAAAUUACUUUACCUUAGCUUGUGAAUUACCCAGCUUUGUUUCUUUUCCUCAGUCUUUUUUUUCACACAGGCUUCUAAGGAGAUUUAUUCAAAAUAUGUUACAUAUCCUAUUAAGAACUUUCUUAAAUGCAUUUUCAGCAUUUUAUGAUGAAAAAAACCAAAUUAAGGUGCUGAUUCUCAAACCAAAAAUGGAGCAGCUUCACUUUGCUGCAGCAUCACUCAGGAGUAUGAAACAUGUCAAUAACAGAGGGGGUUUGAACUCCAUCCAAAUCUUUCUCUAUCAAGAAGAGGCUUUAAUUUAAAAAAAAAAUAAAUAAUUAAGUGUGUUUCUUUUUUUCAUUUUAAGAUGCUGGAGCUCUUUAGCAUUUGACAGGUUAAUAUUCAGUCUGAUGCUUCAAAUAAUUAGGGUAAAAGCUGCCCAUUUAUGACCUGUAAUGAAUAUUUCAUUUUCUCUCCAUAUAUGAAAACAGAAUAAAAAAUCAAAUGCAAUGAAAAUUAACAGUAAGAAUGACAUUAUCAAUCUUGAAGAAUAGCAUUUAUUAAUAUCACCUGAAAAAUGUACCACAUGCCACCUGCCACCAUUUAGACCACUUCAGAUACUUUACACAGCUUUAGUAAAAUCAGUAACAGAAUGUUUACAGUUAAUCUCUCAACCAACAUAGAAAGAUUUAUAUAUUUUAUUGUAGCAGUAAAAAUGCUCAUCUUUGACUUGCCCUCAGUAAUGUGAGAUACUUGAAAUCUAGAUCCACAGCAACACCUCUUCCCACUCCUUCCCACUCUAAAAACAAAGCAGCUGUUUUCUGAUGGUGAAAGUCCCAGUCUAAUUGCUGAGUGUUCACUGGUGGAAACAUCUGCUUUUGCACAUCCUGCUCCUCCACAAGAGUCCCACAAUUUAGCAUGUUGCAAAGAAAACCUGCCUCAAAUGUAGUCAUGCAGUCUUCCCAUAGUUUUCAGGAGUGUUGGGAUCAAGGGUGCCUUGGUUUGUACAUGCCAAUGAACAGAAUACCGUAAGAAGUCUUUUGAAAUGACGUAUCUUUUCGAGAAUGUAAUGAGAAAUGAAGACAAGAUAUGUGAUUACUAAUGUAACUUUUGGUUUAGAAGGCAUUGCUUCCAAAGGCAAUUGCUUCCCGUUAAUAGUUCUCAAGAAUACCCUUUUGCCCCGUUUUACUCUAAGUACUGCAAAUUGAUUAGAAUCUCUGAAAUAAAAAUUUAAGUGAAGUCUAUGUUCUUCAAUACCCUUUAACACAGACAGGCCAAAAACUAAUGAACCACAGAGCAGUAUCACCAAAAACUGACCAACCAUGGGAGAUGAGUCUGCUAAGGUGCAUCAAGGUGCACAUGUAGCCAGGUCACUGUCAGUAUGGAUUGUGUUUGGGGAUUCUGGAUAUCGGUUCAGGAACUUCUGCUUGAACACCAUUUUUAACUGUUGGACAGUUUCAUUAAUUCCCAUACAUUCUAGUCUCUGACCUUCCCAAAACAGUAUGUUCAGUGAAUGAGAGCUCAGGUUGAAAAAGAAUUCAUAGUUGAGUUUCUGCUCUUAUCCAAUAAAAACUGGGUAUACUGAAGAAAGUGACCAAGGGUAUCCUGUAUCAGCUGUAUAAAUUGUACUAUUUAAGUGUUGCAUGUAAGUGUUACAAUCCCAAGUGGAUUUGUGACUUAGUAAAAGACAUUUAGAACCUUAUUUUGGAUUGGGCCUUGACUCAGAUUUUCUUCAUCCUAAAAUACAGAUAGUUAAUGUCAAACUGAGUUGCUUGCUAGACAAACAUCUGUUGUGGUUUUUCAAUCUUGCAGCAGAAAGACAAGUUGGUAUGUUGGUACAAAAUUGAUCAUGUAUAACUGAAGAAAAUUGCUUAUAUGUAACCAGAAAGUACUGAAGUGAUACAAGAAUAUAUAAACAUCUAAUUACAAAAUACAUUGUAGUAAAAAAAUCCAGAGAAAAUGUGAUAUUAGUGAAACUUGUCUGAAAUGACCAAUAAAAAUAUGCUGCUUAAAUUAA